Messenger RNA from Priapulus caudatus, 1611 nucleotides. RefSeq lists its product as uncharacterized. Gene Ontology annotation, biological process: DNA integration. Bases 1 to 1611 code for a protein of 536 amino acids. NCBI's taxonomy places the organism in Eukaryota, Metazoa, Priapulida, Priapulimorpha, Priapulimorphida, Priapulidae. Gene Ontology annotation, molecular function: nucleic acid binding. The record is from RefSeq and is a predicted model, not a curated record. The transcript is spliced from 4 exons.
AUGCCGUUUGGUUUGUCGAACAGUCCGGCAACCUUUGAGAGUCUCAUAGAGCUCGUCCUCAGGGGACUACAGUGGAUGAAGUAUUUUGCUACGACAGCUGCCCCGCUCACAGAACUCACCAGGAAGAAUGCCAUUUUCUUGUGGACAGAGACGUAUGCAGUUUCAUUCGAAAAGCUGAAAGAGCAACUCACGUCUGCCCCCGUAUUGGCAUAUCUGGAAGGAAAAGGCGAAUUCGUGUUGGACACGGACGCCAGUGCGUCAGCAAUGGGCGCAGUCCUCUCUCAAGUCCAGAAUGGCGAAGAAAGAGUGGUUGCAUAUGGCAGCAAGACCUUUGGGCCAACGCAGCGGCGGGAACCCGAAGGGAUGCUGGCACGCUGGAUUGCAUACCUGGGAACGUUUGACAUGAAAAUCGAGCAUCUGGCCGAACGUCUACAUGCGAAUGCCGACGGUCUAUCUCGAAAACCGGGAUGCCAUGCGUGCAAACGAUUGGACUGCCCCGAGUGCCAGAAACCCAGCAUAAAAAGGGUAAAAUGGGCUCGCAGAAGGGUGCCCCGAGCCCAAGUACAGCCACAAGUCUCGAGCAGCAAGAUGAAAAUGCGGCUUCCCGUUACAAGGGCAAGGCAUCGGUACGUGUUCGUCGCUUGUGAUUAUUUCACCAAGUGGGCGGAAGCAUAUGCACUUCCCGAUCAGACUGCACGAACCACCGCCGACUGCCUGGUAUCGCAGCAGUUUACCCGUUUUGGUUGUCCUCGUCAGCUACAUUCUUACCAGGGCCGGAAUUUUGAGUUGAGACUAUUCGCUGAGGUAUGCGAUCUCCUCGAAAUUCAGAAGACACGGACAACGCCAUAUCAUCCACAAUCAGAUGGGUUAGUUGAGAGACUCAACCGGACCAUUCUGGAUAUGUUGGCUAAAGUCGACUGGGAUGAACAUCUUCCGUAUGUCAUGGCAGCCUAUCGUGGCACACCCCAGGAAAACACGGGAGUGAGUCCGAACCUCAUGAUGUUUUGUCGUGAAGUUGGAUCACCCGUGGAGCUGAUGUUCGACCCCCUCCUGGGACCGGAUAGUCCGCGUUACCCGGUGGAGUACGUCGAGUUGAUAAGAAGAGUAAUGCGAGCAGCGCAUGAGCACGCCCGUCAGCAACUAGGCAAAACAGCAGAAAGGCAGAAACGGAAUUACGAUAAACGUGUCCUUUCGGCGACUCUCCAGCCGGGUACCUGGGUGUGGAGGUAUUACACCCCGAAUGCUGGGAAGUUGGGAAAUCCAUGGCAGGGCCCUCUCCUUGUCACAAAGGAGAAUGGUGACCAUGCUCCAGCACGAUGGAAAAUCCCGGAUCAGAAUCCGGAGGAAACAGACGACCCCACCAACGCAACCUCCAUCAGAGGUGGAAUUGGUAAAGCGGCAUCAGGCCCGGCCCAAAUAGUGGAUAACAGAAACCACGAAACGGACACGAGCCGAGGAUCGGAGAAGAAAUCCGGUUCAGAAGAGGAGAAGCAGUCAGGAGAAAGAGACUCAGAUGUGUUGAGCUUACAAAAAAAGCCUGUCUGCGACAUACCGUCAGGGACGUACGUAGAUGUAACGGCGGGAUCAGAGGCCGCAAGCAGCCAUGGAUAG